Molecule: messenger RNA, 4434 nt
Organism: Ictalurus punctatus (channel catfish)
Lineage: Eukaryota; Metazoa; Chordata; Actinopteri; Siluriformes; Ictaluridae
Gene: ezh1
Product: enhancer of zeste 1 polycomb repressive complex 2 subunit
Exons: 21
Coding region: 309-2726 (805 amino acids)
Biological process (GO): chromatin remodeling
Molecular function (GO): histone H3K27 methyltransferase activity; protein binding
Source: RefSeq, a predicted model, not a curated record
GCUGCUAAUAAACACGUCACCCAGAGCUCGGUCCGAGUCAGGCGAAGUGCGCAGCUCCGAAUUGUGUAACUAACAGCCUCGGCAUGCUCGCGGAGGCCCGAGGAGUUGUCGCGCGCACUCAGCAGUACAGUAAGGUUUCUGUGGGAUAGCUGUGUCAGUUUUCGCUGCUGGGACGCCUUUGCUGCUGUUUUUCGGAGAGCGGGUACGCGGAGUUCUGCGCGUGAGCCGCUGGAGUGAAGGCAUCGGUUAUGAACGUCUGAACGUGUAUGUUGAGUGACGGCCGUCCUGUGUUUGAGGUGUUUUAGGCGAUGGAGGUGAUGGAGGAGGCAUCCGGUGCUCGCCUCUGUCCCGCUAAAGCCCCGGGCAGCCUGAUGAAGUGGAGGAAGAGGGUCAAGUCUGAGUACAUGAGGCUCAGGCAACUGAAGCGCUUCCGCAAGGCCGAGGAGGUGAAAGUGAGGACGCCUGCGCACAAUCAUACACGCACGUAUACACACAAUCAGCAGCUCUUACUGUCAGGAUCCUUACACAGGGAUUUACUUUGUCGAGAACAGGCUCUGUUCCUGUCAAAUAGGCGCAAGAUCGAGGGAAGGACGGACCUGUUAAAUGAGGAGUGGUCUAAGCUCAGGAUCCAGUCCAUCCCUCUGUCCACACCGAGUGGCUCACUGGCCAGCAAGAAGUGCAUGGUGGAGUUCGGCUUUCCAUCAUUCCCCAGCCAGGCAGUUGCCAUGAAACCCCUGACAACCGUUGCCGGGAUACCAUUCAUGUACUCCUGGUCCCCCUUGCAGCAGAACUUCAUGGUGGAGGACGAGACAUUUCUCCACAACAUCCCUUAUAUGGGUGAUGAGGUACUGGAGCAGGACGAAGCUUUUCUUGAGGAGCUCAUAGAUAACUAUGAUGGAGUCCAUGGGGAUAGAGCAAUUUAUUAUGAGCUGUACACAAACCCCGAAGAGAUCAGGAGAGGGGACAGAGGCUUCAUAAACGAUGAGAUCUUUAAGGAGCUAGUGGAGGCGCUCAGUCAGUAUUCGGAUCAGGACGAGGAUGAGGAGGAGAGCACGGGGGAGGAGGAAGAGAAGGAGGAAGAGGAAGAGGAGGAGAAGGAGCGAUGCCUGAGGAAGAGCGCGGGAGAGGGUUUGGCGGAGAACAAGGCCGGAUCUCUGGCCUUUAAGAGGAAGCGCAGGAGAGUCACUGAGGGCAGUGAGCUGUCUCUCAGUAAGAAAAUGCCUCACGACAAGAUCUUCACCGCCAUUGCGUCCAUGUUCCCUUACAAAGGCACGACGGAGGAGCUCAAGGAGAAGUACAAGGACCUGCUGGAGCCUGCGAGUGCAGUCAAGCUUCCUCCUCUCUGCACACCCAACAUGGACGGCCCCUUCGCCAAGUCUGUGCAGAGAGAACAGAGUCUGCACUCCUUCCACACACUCUUCUGCCGCCGCUGCUUCAAAUACGACUGCUUCCUCCACCCAUUCCACGCCUCCCCUAACGUCUAUAAGAGGAAGACUAAAGAGAUCCGGAAGGAGACGGAGCCCUGUGGAUUAGACUGCUUCCUGCUACAGAAAGGAGCGAAAGAGUUUGCGGACCAGUACAUGUUGAGGUCACGGAGGUCUCGUCGGCGCCGUCGUCAGCCACGCCCCUCCAGCUCAACAGGCCCCGCCCCAUCAGGGUCAGCCGAGGAGAGGAAGGAUGGAGAGAGUGACCAUGAGACCACAAGUUCCUCUGAGGGUAACUCUCGGUGUCCCACCCCCACUAAGCUGAGGCAGGGUGAGGAGCUGGCGGAGGAAGGCGAGCCUCCUCUGCAGUGGAGCGGCGCAGACGAGUCGCUCUUCAGAGUUCUGCACGGAACGUACUACAACAACUUCUGCUCCAUCGCACGCCUGCUAGGCACAAAGACCUGCAAACAGGUGUACGAGUUUGCCGUGAAAGAGGUACUGAUCCAUCGAGUUCCUCUGGAAGAUGGAGGCAUCUCCCCACAAAAGAAGAAAAGAAAACACCGGUUAUGGGCCAAGAUCCAGUUGAAAAAAGAUAAUUCGUCCAAUCAGGUGUACAACUACCAGCCGUGUGAUCACCCCGAGCAUCCGUGCGACAGCUCGUGUCCGUGUGUGAUGACCCAGAACUUCUGCGAGAAAUUCUGCCAGUGUGAUCCGGAGUGUCAGAACCGUUUCCCAGGCUGCCGCUGUAAGACGCAGUGUAACACUAAGCAGUGUCCGUGUUACCUGGCCGUGCGCGAGUGCGACCCCGAUCUCUGCUUGACCUGUGGAGCAUCGGACCACUGGGACAGCAAACAGGUUUCCUGCAAGAACUGCAGCAUCCAGAGAGGACUCAAAAAGCACCUGCUCCUGGCUCCAUCGGACGUGGCAGGUUGGGGAACUUUCAUCAAGGAGCCGGUUCAGAAAAACGAGUUCAUCUCGGAGUACUGUGGAGAGCUUAUUUCCCAGGAUGAAGCAGACAGAAGAGGCAGAAUCUACGACAAGUACAUGUCCAGCUUCCUGUUCAACCUGAACAAUGACUUCGUGGUGGACGCGACACGGAAAGGGAACAAGAUUCGCUUCGCCAACCACUCGGUCAAUCCCAACUGCUACGCAAAAGUCGUCAUGGUGAAUGGGGACCACCGCAUCGGGAUCUUUGCCAAACGGGCCAUACAGCAGGGAGAGGAGCUGUUUUUCGACUACAGGUACAGUCAAGCCGACGCUCUCAAAUACGUGGGCAUUGAGAGGGAGAUUGACGUGGUCUGACUUUCCAACCUUCCGCCUUUCCUGCCCACAAUGCACCUCUCCUCACUCAAGACCACGUUUCUAUAACGUGGUUGCCUGGAUACAUCUUCGGGUUACAAGAAGGGAUUCUGUGAUGUCAUAGCAUUACGAUAACGGUAUGAUAUCAAAGAAUCGCUCAUCACAAAAAAUAUCCAAAAUGAAAAACAAAAAAAGGGGUCACAUAACCCCAUGUUUUCAAUUCCAGACGGAUUUCAUUCAGAAUUAGAAUGCUUUUGUUGGUGUGUAAAAUCAAAUAAAUAAAUAAAAGGACGCCAGUAUUCUUAAUAGAAGUCACUCUUAGAAUCAGCAAUUUCCAAGAAUAUUAGAAGGAAAUCUUAAAAAAUAUUUGAAUACAAAAAAAAGAGAAUAAGCUAACUGUGUUAGCUUAUUCAACUAAUAGCUAAUACAGUAAUUAGCGGUGUAUUAGCAUUCCCAGCGUAACCUGACAAAGUACAGGAAUUCAAAACAAAUCCAAUCUCCAGCUAUAAAAGUUACAGAUAGCUAAAUAUACUAACUUAGCGGUAUCUGUUAUGCUAGCAGCAUGUAGGCUAGUACAGGAAAUAACAGCGUAUGCUAUUGUACUAAUGUGAACGGCUGACGUUCUACUUAAGGACUAGCUAGUCAUAAAUGGUACAGUAGCACUUGCGACAGAGCUAGCGUACGGAUGAUUCGGCAAGUAACGCGGGGAUAUUUGUACUUCAUGUCCACUUAGCUAUGCUAUAGCGCUAACUGAAAAGUUUUUAAAUAAAAAUCACCUCAGACAGCGGUGUCCUUUCCAUCACUCACGUGUUUUUUUUUUGUUUUUUUUUGUUCCCUGACAAGAAAGCAUCAAAAGCUGCUAGUUUGGCUAAUCUGGAGCAGAGAGCGUUCUUCUCUUCAGUUAACCUGUGGUAAACUCUGUACACAAGCUUCUGAAUAGCAGUUUUAGCAUCCUAAUAUAGUCUACAUUAUGUAUAGUUGCAAACUAGGAGACAUAUUUAUGGUUGCCGUUUUAGUUUUGUUCAGUUUAUUCAUACGGAAAUGAAUGAACUUCACAUCUGCAAUAACGUUAUCUUUAGCUAAAAUGCAGUGUACUGUAACGUCAGCCUGUUACUCUAAUGCGCAGCGCUUUGUCGUUGGCUACUUUUGACAUUCAAGCUUUAUUUGUUUGAAAAUGUUUCUAUAACGCUGCCAUCUCAUAUCAGCUACGCUAAUCUGUAUCUCACCGGGAUCCCCGGCUAUUCCAGCGCUAAGCAUCUCGCCUAUGGCUAACUAUGUAGCACAAACAUAUACUUAUUUGUAGGAUGUAAACUAGCAACAAUGGCAGGUAUCUGCAGGGUUGCCAGGUCUCAGCAGAAGUUCUAGCCCAACUACAUCGUUGAAGAAAAAAAAAGAAAGUAAAAUAAAUACAUUUUAAAAUAAAAACACAAUAUGACCUGCCCAAGGAAUUGAGGAAUUGAAAUCCGGAAACAUUUCUGAUGGACAGUAUCUGCAACACAUCUUUUAAUUCACCUGUAACACACAUUAUCCUCUCUAUAAUCCCCCUUACUGUUCCAGUACAUCAUAGAUACACUGUCUGCUCUUACACUUUUACACCCUUUGUUUGCAAUUGCUUAUGUCGGAAAUUAGAUUUCAUUCGAAUUAUUUGCUUUAAAUCAAGAAGAAAUAAAUAAAUAAAUAAAUCCUGAACAUGUAGUAAAAAAAAAAUAAA